Messenger RNA from Ylistrum balloti, 1395 nucleotides. RefSeq names its product small conductance calcium-activated potassium channel protein 2-like. The record is from RefSeq and is a predicted model, not a curated record. Gene Ontology annotation, molecular function: small conductance calcium-activated potassium channel activity; calmodulin binding. Gene Ontology annotation, cellular component: plasma membrane; neuron projection; neuronal cell body. The transcript has a single exon. Lineage: Eukaryota; Metazoa; Mollusca; Bivalvia; Pectinida; Pectinidae. Bases 1 to 1395 code for a protein of 464 amino acids. Gene Ontology annotation, biological process: potassium ion transmembrane transport.
AUGAGUUCUCUUCUAGAGAGUCCAGGAAUCCCUCUGGUAGGUGUCGGAAUGAAUGGACGACAUUACCAGAAAUACAAGACUCUCGGUGAGUCAACUGACAGUCAGGGCGGAAUGAGUCGAAAGAAGUGGGAAACUGUUGGCAUUCGAUUAGCACGACGGAAACAACUGUUUUCCAGUAGACGAAGGGCGUCCGACGUUUCCCUUGGUUUUGCGAUCAUUGGGAUUUUGAUAAUGGUUCUGGAAAAUGAACUCACAGCAGCUAAUAUCAUAAACCGGUCUCAAAUGAUGUCAUACUUUGUCAAAAUGCUGAUAACAGCCUCCACAGUCACCUUACUGAUAUUUCUAGGAAUUUUUCAUUUUCUAGAUGUACAAUUAUUUGUUGUCAAUAAUAGCUGUGAUGAUUGGAGAAUUGCUAUGAACUCCCGCCGUGUCGUUCAAAUUAUCGUUGAGGUGAUUGUGUGUAUUGUUCACCCCAUCCCAGGGAACUUUGACGUCACCUGGUCUGCUACGGUAGCUGAGGGACAGUUCCCACGAGAGUUCAUCGUACCUCUGGACGUUAUUCUCUCCCUACCUAUGUUUCUGCGAUUGUAUCUUGUAUGUCGUACCAUAAUGCUACAUAGUAAACUUUAUCAGGAUGCUUCAUCUCAAAGUUUAGGAGCUUUAAAUCGUAUUCAUUUUAACUUCCGCUUUAUAUUCAAAUCCCUAAUGGCGAUCCAUUCAGAUUAUGUUCUCCUUGUUAUGAUGAUGGCCUUGCUGCUGGUCGCCAGUUGGACUCUUCGACUGUGUGAAAUGCACGAUCCAGAAAAACCUUCCCACGCUGAUUUUCUCAACUCGAUGUGGCUAGUCGCGAUCACUUUUCUGUCCGUUGGCUAUGGGGACAUAGUUCCCAGUACCUACUGCGGAAGGUUAAUUGCCGUGAUGACAGGGAUAAUGGGAGCAGGUUUUACUGCUCUCGUGGUUGCUGUCUUGGCCCGGAAGCUGGAACUCUCUAGAGCUGAAAAGUGUGUUCAUGAUUUUGUGAUUGAUGUUGACCUGGACAAACGCCUGAAACACGAGGCAGCUAAUGUUCUGAAAGCCGGCUGGUUUGUAUACAAGUUGAAAAAACAAAAUCAAAAGCACCCUAUGGGGCUCGUGUAUCAACGGAAACUACUCGGCGCAAUAUACGCUAUUCGGGAAAUCAAGGCCGCACAACGGCGACUUAUGGAUGCCUCCUUGACACUUGUGGAAUUGAAUAAGGCACAAAUGGAAACGACCCACUCGGUGGAUAUUAUAAAACAAAAACAAAUAACUCUUGACGAAAAAGUGGACAAAUUAGAAACAAAGAUCAUUGCCAUAUACGACAAACUCAAUGCUAUUCACAAAGCUGUGAAGCAUGGCGGCCGUGAUACCAGCUAA